Lactuca saligna is the source of this 1270-nucleotide messenger RNA. The record is from the annotation of a GenBank genome assembly. NCBI's taxonomy places the organism in Eukaryota, Viridiplantae, Streptophyta, Magnoliopsida, Asterales, Asteraceae.
AAAUUCCUUCUAAUGGGUUUUAGCCUCUCCGGCUGCUUCUCCUUCUUCAUCUCUCUCACUCAUCAGAAAAAAGGGUUUUAGGGCUAUUUUCUAUCUCUAGGGUUUUGGGCGCCAUGGACAGGUACACGAAGGUGGAACAGAAGAAACCGGAUAUACCUAUCAACGAGAAUGAGAUCAGAAUCACUUCUCAGGGCUUGGUUCGUAACUACGUCAGCUAUGCUACUACUCUUCUUCAGGAGAGACGUGGGAAAGAAAUUGUGCUGAAAGCAAUGGGACAGGCAAUUAGCAAGACAGUAACCAUUGCAGAAUAUAUCAAGAGAAACAUUCCUCGAUUGCAUCAAGAUACUCAAAUCAGCUCAAUAAGCAUAACUGAUGUUUGGGAACCUAUCGAAGAGGGUCUUUUCCCUGUGGAGAUGACUCGCCAGGUGUCAAUGAUAUCAAUUACUUUGUCAACCAAGGAGCUAAACAAGAAUUCACCAGGGUACCAAGCUCCACUCUAUGUUGAGAGGCCAAGGCCACAGUAUAACAAUUAUCAGAGACAACAACAACAACCAAGAAACACACAGCAAGCUUACAAUGUGAUCAAUGAAGAGCCAUAUGGUGGAAACUACCAUGGAAACAGGGGGGGGUCGUGGUCAAGGUGGGGGAAGAGGAGGGAGGGGUCGUGGGUGGAACAGGGGUGGGGUGGUGGUGGCAGGGGGUAUGGGAACUAUCGAGGCGGCAGGGGGUAUGGAAACUAUCAAAGUGGUGGUGGUGGUGGUGAUUACGGAAACAACUAUCAAAGUGGUGGUGGUGGUGACUAUGGAAACAGCUAUCAAGAUAACAAUGGUUAUGUAAACCGUGGUCGAGGUGGGGCCCGUGGUGGGAAUGCAGGCUACCGUGGAGGUGGGUUCAUGAGAGGAGGUGGUGGCAGGGGGGUUGGAGGUGGAGGUGGAAGAGGAAGGGGGAGGAUGGGCGGCCGGUCUAGGGAAGGUGGUGAGCCACAGCAACAGUAGGCGGCUAGUGGUGGUUGGUUUGCUCUAUUUAAGCAGUAAUUAGUGAUUUUAUUAUCUAAAAAAAAUCUAAUGAUGUUUUUUUUUUCUUCUUUUCUUAUUUGGUUAUUGGGCGAGGUUUGUUAUUAUCUAUGGUGUUUUGGUAAUUGUUAUAUAUAGCAAAAGGAGCAAGUCUUCUUUGUUCUACUAGUACUAGGUAGGAUGAUUGCUUUGGGUAUAUUCUGAUCUGAGCUACUUUUUUCACUGUAUAUCGCCAUAAAAAAGGUUUGCUUUCAUUA